AUGAAAGGCCUCGCUCUCCUCGGAUUGGCAGUGCCCUCCGCCAUUGCACUAAACAUCCCCGCACAACAGAUCCUCUUCUCCGAUAAAGGCGGAUUCCGCAAUGAGCUUGUUGAGCCCUCUGGGCGGGAAACCUGCCCACAGGCAUCGAAAGUCGCUGCCCCGCACGAUGGUCUGCACUCGUCGCUGAUAUUCUUGGAAGAUGAGGCAUUCCGUGCUCGCCAGGCGCAGCGUCUCUCGAGGGCGGUGCAGGUGCCCACCACCGUUGGAGACUAUGCGACGGACCCGUAUGAUGAGGCAUUUGAGCCAGUUGUGAAGUUCCAGAAGCUGUUGGAGCAAAUGUUCCCACUAGUACACAAGCACGCCGAGAUCGAGCAUAUCAACCGACUCGGCCUCGUAUUCACUUUCAAGGGCGCCGAUACCACUCGCAAGCCUGUUCUCUUCAUGGCCCAUCAGGAUGUGGUGCCAAUUGCUGACGCGUCGGACUGGACGUACCCGCCAUUUGAGGGUCAUUUCGACGGAGAAUGGAUCUGGGGUCGCGGCUCAAGCGAUUGCAAGAACGUAUUGAUUGGCCUGCUAUCGUCAGCGGAAGAUCUGCUCUUGCAGAACUGGCAGCCGCAGCGUACUGUAGUGUUUGCCUUUGGUUUUGACGAGGAGUCUCACGGAUUCCUGGGUGCUGGCUCGAUUGCCCCGGCACUGGAAGAGAAGUAUGGCAAGGAUAGCUUCGAGUUCGUCCUGGAUGAGGGUGGCAUGGGAUUGCAGAGCCUGGGCGGCGAGUCAGGCUCCAACGACGAUAUCGUUUAUGCUCUGCCCGGAGUUGGGGAGAAGGGCAGUCUUGACCUGAUCCUCGACCUGGCUGUUCCUGGCGGCCACAGUUCCGUUCCCCCAGCUCACACUGGUGUUGGUAUCAUGUCCGAGAUAAUCUACCAGCUUGAGCGCCAGGAGCUUUUCUCUCCCUGGUUGGAACCCUCCCACCCAUCGUACGGCAUGCUCGAAUGCCAGGCUCGGUACUCCCCUGAACAAGUUGAGUCGUGGUUGGCUGACAAGUUGGUGGAGGGAGACCCGGCGGCGUUGGGAGAAGCCGUGGCUGCCUCUCGCGGUCCCGCAGUUCGCUACACUCUGCAAACCUCGCAGGCAGCAGAUCUGUUUAACGGUGGCGUCAAGACGAACGCUCUUCCCGAGAAGAUCUCCGCUGUCGUCAACUACCGAGUCGCUCUGCAUAUGACCCCCGAUCAACUACGUGAACGUGCUCUUCGCAUCAUCGGCCCCAUCGCCGAGAGCCACAAUGUCACGGUCUAUGUCGACUUCCCUGGAGAAGAAACCAUUCGCGGCGAGAAGCCAGAAGAUCGCACUCUGACUCUAUCACCACUCAGUGUGCCUCUCAAGCCGGCCCCGAUCUCUCCAACUGAUCCCCUCACCUCAAAGGUCUGGGCUCGCUUUGCGGGUGUUGCGCGCAGUGUCUUCGAGUCGCACCCCAACCCUCUCGCUAAGUCGAAGGGAAAGCCCCAAUCUUCUCCGACUGUGGUGGUGACUGGUGAUAUCAUGACUGGAAACACCGAUACGCGCUUCUACUGGUCUCUCUCGGAGAAUAUUUAUCGCUGGAGUCCGUCGCGCGUGGGUGGCACGUUCAAUAUUCACACGGUUGAUGAGCGCAUUCAUUUGGACGUUCAUCUAGAGGCUAUGAUGCUGUAUUAUGAUCUGAUUCGUUCCUUCGAUGACUGGGACGAGAGCACCCAGUAG
This is a messenger RNA of Penicillium waksmanii, 1737 nucleotides long. It is a transcript of the gene cps1, whose product is annotated as Gly-Xaa carboxypeptidase. The record is from RefSeq and is a predicted model, not a curated record. The transcript is spliced from 3 exons. The coding region runs from base 1 to 1737 and encodes 578 amino acids. Gene Ontology annotation, cellular component: fungal-type vacuole lumen. Gene Ontology annotation, molecular function: metallocarboxypeptidase activity. Lineage: Eukaryota; Fungi; Ascomycota; Eurotiomycetes; Eurotiales; Aspergillaceae.